Molecule: messenger RNA, 4584 nt
Organism: Patella vulgata (common limpet)
Lineage: Eukaryota; Metazoa; Mollusca; Gastropoda; Patellidae
Product: fibropellin-1
Exons: 22
Coding region: 116-2899 (927 amino acids)
Biological process (GO): heterophilic cell-cell adhesion; establishment or maintenance of epithelial cell apical/basal polarity
Cellular component (GO): extracellular region; plasma membrane; protein-containing complex
Molecular function (GO): calcium ion binding; chitin binding
Source: RefSeq, a predicted model, not a curated record
UUGUGCACAUCCGCAUAGCGAUAGCGCUAACCGAGUAGUACUGAUUUUAAAAUAACUCAACACAAUAUAUAUUAUGUACAGGUGUAAUGCGAUUGUCAGUUUUAUAUGUUAAUUAAUGUGUAGCGCGUGCUUAACUAUUGUGUUCCUUUCAGGUGAUCCAUGCAACAACAAUCAGUGUCAAAAUGGCGCCACAUGCUUUCCAUCUAGUACAUCCGGUUUCGGAUAUGGCUGCGCAUGCGAUGUAGGCUAUUCAGGAACGUUUUGUAGUACUAGUGACCCAUGCAGUAGCAAUCAAUGUCAAAAUGGCGCCACAUGCUUUCCAUCUAGUACAUCCAAUUUCGGAUAUGGCUGCGCAUGCGAUGUGGGGUAUUCAGGAACGUUUUGUAGUAUUAGUGAUCCAUGCAACAACAAUCAGUGUCAAAAUGGCGCCACAUGCUUUCCAUCUAGUACAUCCGGUUUCGGAUAUGGCUGCGCAUGCGAUGUAGGCUAUUCAGGAACGUUUUGUAGUACUAGUGAUCCAUGCAGUAGAAAUCAAUGUCAAAAUGGCGCCACAUGCUUUCCAUCUAGUACAUCCAGUUUCGGAUAUGGCUGCUCAUGCGAUGUAGGGUAUUCAGGAACGUUUUGUAGUAUUAGUGAUCCAUGCAACAACAAUCAGUGUCAAAAUGGCGCCACAUGCUUUCCAUCUAGUACAUCCGGUUUCGGAUAUGGCUGCGCAUGCGAUGUAGGCUAUUCAGGAACGUUUUGUAGUACUAGUGAUCCAUGCAGUAGCAAUCAAUGUCAAAAUGGCGCCACAUGCUUUCCAUCUAGUACAUCCAGUUUUGGAUAUGGCUGCUCAUGCGAUGUAGGGUAUUCAGGAACGUUUUGUAGUAUUAGUGAUCCAUGCAACAACAAUCAGUGUCAAAAUGGCGCCACAUGCUUUCCAUCUAGUACAUCCGGUUUCGGAUAUGGCUGCGCAUGCGAUGUAGGCUAUUCAGGAACGUUUUGUAGUACUAGUGAUCCAUGCAGUAGCAAUCAAUGUCAAAAUGGCGCCACAUGCUUUCCAUCUAGUACAUCCAGUUUCGGAUAUGGCUGCUCAUGCGAUGUAGGGUAUUCAGGAACGUUUUGUAGUAUUAGUGAUCCAUGCAACAACAAUCAGUGUCAAAAUGGCGCCACAUGCUUUCCAUCUAGUACAUCCGGUUUCGGAUAUGGCUGCGCAUGCGAUGUAGGCUAUUCAGGAACGUUUUGUAGUACUAGUGAUCCAUGCAACAACAAUCAGUGUCAAAAUGGCGCCACAUGCUUUCCAUCUAGUACAUCCAGUUUAGGAUAUGGCUGCACAUGCGAUGCGGGGUAUUCGGGAACGUUUUGUGGUUCUACUUCACCAUGUACGAAUAACUUUUGCCAGAAUGGUGCCACAUGUGUGCCAAAUAUCAGUACCAAUGGCUACACCUGUACUUGUCCUUUCGGUUAUAGCGGCUUCCUGUGCCAAUUAAGUACUACCGGAUGUGAUUCAUCGCCAUGUUUUAAUAAUGGAGUGUGUAGCGAUUCAGGAACCUCAACCUUCAACUGCGACUGUACUAGCACAGGAUACACUGGACAAAGAUGUGAUACUAGGGUUGAACCGUGCUCCACUUCACCUUGCGGAAACCGUGGAACCUGCACCAAUACCGGUACGCUUACUUAUACAUGUUCCUGUACAGCUGGUUAUACCGGAACUAACUGUGAAACAGUUCAAGUUUUACCCUGCACAAAUAGCCCGUGCCGAAACGGAGGAAUUUGUCGAGAUACGAGUUUUACAAGUUACCAAUGCACCUGUACGUCUGGAUAUACAGGAACCAACUGUGAAACACGUGAACUGCUGUGUACAACGAACACGAACCUGUGUUUGAAUGGUGGGACAUGUGUAGAUACCAGCUUUACAACUUAUCAAUGUAAUUGUCCAACUGGAUAUACAGGCGUGAACUGUGGCACAGCUUCUGCUUGCUUCAACAACCCAUGCGCUAAUGGCGCCCAAUGUAUUGAAACAAACCCAGGAUUUGGUUGUGUGUGUACAGCAGGAUUUAGUGGAACUCUCUGUAAUAUCCCAAUAACAACAGCAUGUACCAACAAUCCAUGUCAGAAUGGUGGAAACUGCCAGUUGACAAGUUUUGGUACUGCCCAGUGUACCUGUCCUCUCGGUUACUCUGGUACUAGAUGUGAAAUCCGUAACACGCGGUGUACAACGAACACGAACCUGUGUUUUAAUGGUGGUACAUGUGUAGAUACCAGCUCUACAACAUAUCGAUGUGAUUGUCAAGCUGGUUUUACAGGUGUAAACUGUGGCACAGCUUUAACAACAGCUUGUACCAAUAAUCCAUGUCAGAAUGGUGGAAACUGCCAGUUGACAGCUUUUGGUACUGCCCAGUGUAUCUGUUCUCUCGGUUUCUCUGGUACAAGAUGUGAAACCUUUAAUUUGCCAUGUUCAACGAACCAGUGUUUGAAUGGGGGCAUAUGUGUGAAUGUCAACACAACAACUUUUGAAUGUAAUUGUCCAACUGGUUAUUCAGGUCUCCGCUGUGGUACAGUUUCAGAUCCAUGUUUUGAUAACCAGUGUACUAACGGUGCUACCUGUGUAGUAAACAAUCCAUCAGGUAUAGGAUAUUCUUGUAGCUGUCCUCUGGGAUUUACUGGUAUAUUCUGUCAAACCACAGUUCCUUGUGAAGCAUUCCCGUGUCCAGACGAUGUUACCCUGUACAGAUUCCCAAAUUGGAAUGACAACAGUUGUAAUUCAUACUACGAAUGUGCACGUGGAAAUCUCCGUAAUAGGUCUUGCCCAAAUGGUCAACUCUUCGAUCCAUUCCUAGCUUUAUGUGUAGCAGGUAAUUCUGCAACCCAGGCUCAAAAUCUAUGCGUUGUGUAUCAAGCCAACAACUUUACGGGAUAAUCCAUAGCUCUUAGUAGUUAUAUGUUAAUUUUCUCGUAUAUAAAUAAGAACUUAUUCUUUCAAAUGUAACCAUAGAAAUAAUUUCUGCGUAUUGGAAUAAUACCAAAAACUUCCCCGAUAAACUGUUAAACUUCACAGUAAUAAUAUUAAUUUAUUUGUCUAUAUCUUGCCCUUGUUGCCAAUGGUUUUAUAAGCAUAAUAUUCAAAUAUUUUAGGAUUUCAUAAUAACAGAUAUAUUUUUGUAUGGAUUCAUUUAUCAAAGAAUAAAGACAUUUCCCAUGGAUUUACAGUUUGUUUUAUAUUGUACGACACUUUGUUAUCUUAAAAUUAUUGCCAACGCCUUUCUGUAUGGAAGACCAAACAUGUUAUUGAAGAAAUGUUUUUGGAGAAAUGUUUUGCAAGAUUUGUAUUUGUAAAUUUGUUGUUCGAGAUUUGAAAUGUAAAUGUAGAUUAUUUUUUGAUUUACUAAAAUAAAUUUAUAUUGAAAUACAAUUAAAAUACAUUUUACAAAUCUGAUAUGACAAAUGACUGAUUUGUAAAACAAAUAUUGAUUUUAAGAUACAAAUGUUAAUUUUAGUGUACACAUGUCCAAAUACGACAACAAAUGAAGAAAUAAGAAUUAAGGACUAUGAAUUAAGAAAUACGGACUAAGAACAUGGAAUAAAGAGCUGUUUGGUCUUCCAUAUUUCUGUGUUAAUCUGACCAUAGUACGUCAAAUUUAAUUUUGUCAAAUGAUCUCACGUGUAUUGGAAUAUGUGACAAUCUGACCGUUUUACGUCGAGCGUAAUAUUGUCAAAUCUCACGUCACGUGUAUUGGAAAGUGUGACAAACUGACCAUUGUACGUUUUAUGUAAAAAUGUCAAAUCUCACGUGUAUUGGACUAUGUGACAAUCUGACCGUUGUACGUCGAGCGUAAUAUUGUCAACUUCCUUCUGUAUUGGAAAAUGUGACAAUCUGAUUAUUGAAUGUUGUAUAUAAUCACGCGAAGACCGCCGUGUAUCGGAAUAUGUGACGAUAUAUUUUGUUUUAUUAUCUGUAAUAUUGUCAAUCGUGACUAUGGUAGGUUGUAUAUGUUAGAGUGCUGUAGAACGUGAGUACAAUACUAUGUUCAUUUCUCUUAAUCCCACAUUAUAUUUUUCAUUUUAUUUUAUUACAACAUAUAUACUUUUUUUCUAAAAUACUAAUUAUGAAUGAGAAAUCCUAGUUUUCAUUGAUUCCUCUGACAAAAGCUCGUUUAUUUGUGCAUACCAAAGACGUAAUGUGAACACAUUUUCAGUUCAAAAUAUUGUGAGCGCUCGCCUCCUAAUUUCCAAUGGAUGACUAGUCGCCACCAUUCAGUUAAAUAUAGCUCCGUACGUUUAAAAACGGUGUUCUGGGUGUUCGAGACUAUUGGCCGACCUGAGAAACGUGACUAUUCGAUGCCUUUACAAUAACCAGAUGUAAUGCCGGGAGUUGUUAACUGCGCACACGUCGACGUUAUGGACAAGUUUAUCUCAAAACGAGGUGAUUGGUGGUCACGAAGCUCGUUUGAAGGCCUAUCUAUUUGAAAACGUUUUACAGGGUUCUGAGAGAAACCGAGCUCCACUCACAAUUAAAACCUCUUUUAAACAACAAAUUAUCAUCAGGGAUAUUUAGAACUAUUCGAUUUUAUUUUAUUUUAAAGAGUUAUGAAUAAAAUCUUACUG